Molecule: messenger RNA, 321 nt
Organism: Colletotrichum orchidophilum
Lineage: Eukaryota; Fungi; Ascomycota; Sordariomycetes; Glomerellales; Glomerellaceae
Exons: 1
Coding region: 1-321 (106 amino acids)
Source: RefSeq, a predicted model, not a curated record
AUGGCGAGCGACACGGGAGUCAACAUCAUGGUCGGCCUCUUGGCCUUUAUCUUCGUAGUGACAUUCUCAUCAUGCUGCUUCCUUCUUCACAUGCACUACGUCAAGCGGCACAGACUUGUCGUUGUUUCACUAGAACCACGGAGGAGACGCGGCGGCACUGUCAACGGCGAUGGCACCGGAGGGAGCGAGGACCACGCAGAGGAAAUGAGAAACAACAGAGACGUAGGUAACGAGUUGGGCCGGACUGGUGGCGCUGUGAAUGAUGGGGGGACCGGCCCGGACAAUCUGAGGUGCUCAGCAGAGCCGCCUGUCCGAAGUUGA